Messenger RNA from Canis lupus familiaris (dog), 3070 nucleotides. RefSeq names its product vexin (gene VXN). Lineage: Eukaryota; Metazoa; Chordata; Mammalia; Carnivora; Canidae. The record is from RefSeq and is a predicted model, not a curated record. The transcript is spliced from 6 exons. Gene Ontology annotation, biological process: neurogenesis; neuron differentiation. Bases 196 to 807 code for a protein of 203 amino acids.
AAAAAAAAAAAGACAGAUGGGAUUAGAAAAUGUUGCAGUGAAGACUCUGGAAUGAGAUGAGAUCACAGCAGCAGCCUGUCUUUUGUGGAUCUGCACAAUGAUCCCUGAGCCAGACUGGAUUAGGAAAGCUCGAGACUAGGGGUUCAGGGAGAGGCUUCCGGUUCCCGGCACUUUGGGGGAGAGGAGGCUGAAACGAUGCAUCAGAUUUACAGCUGCAGUGAUGAAAAUAUAGAAGUUUUCACCACGGUGAUCCCUUCCAAGGUGUCCAGUCCAGCCAGAAGAAGAGUCAAAAGCUCUCAACAUCUCUUGACCAAGAAUGUGGUGAUCGAGUCAGACCUUUACACGCCGCGGCCCCUGGAGCUGCUGCCGCACCGCAGCGAGCGCCGCGACGCCGAGGGCCGCAGGUCGGGCCGGCUCCAUGGCGCGCGGCCGCAGGGCCCCCACCUGGGCAAGGCCCCGGCCAGACCCGUGGGGAUUUCAGAAACCAAGUCAUCAAAUCUGUGUGGGAAUCGAGCAUAUGGAAAAUCUUUGAUUCCUCCGGUGGCCCGGAUCUCGGUGAAAGCCCCCGGCGUGCUGGAGGCCGCAGCCAUGGGCUCGGAGAACGGAGGUGUUCUGACCAGAGGAUCCAGACAUCUCAAGAAGAUGACUGAAGAGUAUCCAACCCUUCCCCAGGGAGCAGAAGCCUCCCUACCGCUGACAGGAAGCGCUUCCUGUGGUGUCCCUAGCAUCCUCCGGAAAAUGUGGACAAGGCACAAGAAGAAGUCUGAAUAUGUGGGAGCUACCAACAGUGCCUUUGAGGCUGACUAAAGGUGACCUUCCCCAGGUGCCCUGCGUUGGCCAGAGUUCACUGCAUAAUGGGGGAGGAAGCUUCCAGAUUGGAACUGAGCCGCAUUCACCUCUGCUACUAGCUGGUCCAAACACACCACCAUCUCUUACUAACGAUAGCCCUGGCUUAGGGUACAGGCAAGGAACCCGCCUUCGAAGGCAAAAGAAAAGGGUGCCUUCUUAGAAUCGAUAAAGUCAUGGAUCUGAAAGUGGCUUCGGGAGGUCAUAGAGGUUAUAUCCCUAUCUUUAAGCAAAACCACACCACAAUCAAAUUUUCCCAACCUAUUUUAAAGACCUCCAAGGAAGGAAGCAGGCAGUUCCUCAGUCUUCCUUGUGAGUUGUUCUAAUGUGUGUGAUUCCUGGUAUAAAUAUAAGAGCUUGAUGUUUGAGGCACUUGUAAACACAGUGGUUCUUACUACUCCUCUUAUCACAUUUAUUUCAUCUUGACAAGGUACAAUUUUUAAUGACAAAGCACUCUAUAUUUACUUAUAGUUCUAAUAUCCAUUUGACAGUAUUGUCAAGAUCAGUAUUGAUCAUUUGGCAUGAUUGCAUGAAUUCUCUAUUCUACGUGCAGCUUUUCUAUAGAAAAACAUGAUUAAAAAUUAAAUGUUGAAUGCUAAUGUUUUCUGAAGUGGCAUAGUCUAGUGAAAUUAAUAAUGCCUUGCAGUGGCAAAAUGAUUCUAACUUUUGAAAGUGUUUCCCAUCCGUUAUCCCCAUUAAAGAAAACACACUUAUUCCCAGUCUACAGAUGAGAAAGCCAAGGCCUUAUGAGAUUUUGUGAUUAGAUAUGGUUAGUGGAACUGGAUACUAGGUCCUCAAGCCCACCAGACUCCUUUCUUUGCUUACUUUUUUAGCAACUGAUUUGAGGAUAGUUUUGAGGGGUAGGAGUAUGUCUCCAGGGGCAAUGUUUGAAAGGAAAAAUUUGAUAAAGUUGGAAAAAGUAAGUGAUUUAAAUGAAAUAUUAACUAUUGGGUUGAACUUGAAGAAAUUGCAUCUCUGUAAGUCAGAAACAACUGAUCAAUUUCAUGUGAUUCAACCUAAUAUAUUAAUGCAAUGCUUUCCUUCUUUUAAUGGAAAUGUCAUCAAUCCCACUGUUAACUUCAAUAGGCUUAUGAUAAUAAUAUGAUAAUGACACCUCCCAUUUAUUAAAUGCCUACCAUGUGUCAGACAUGACACUGAGCACUUUACAUUCAUUCUUUCUGUCCAACAACUUUGAGUUAGAUGUCCUUAUCUAUUUAAUAGAUGACAGUUUAAAGCAGUUAAAUGAUUAGCCUGAAGGUGCCUGACCCAUCUGGUAUCAGGCUUCAUUGCCUGUGUAUCCGUGUAUUCACACAGAAUAGUUCAGAACAUAGAGAAGGAUCAAGGUUAGCAAAUAAUUUUCAUCUCAAACGCUAGAUACAAAUGAUUGGCAGAGGCCGCCUGGAGUGCUGUGUGGAGGUAGGCCUGAGAUCCAGGAGUGCAGUGGUCAGUUAGAAAUGCCUGCCUGUGGAGGGCAUUAGUGGCACAUAACCCAUAAAUCUGUCACCUGUAGCCUCGACUCUGUCCCAGAAGGCUUGUUUUCUAAUUCAGAAACUUGAAUUAAUCUUACCCAUUUAGCAAAAUCAGAUACUCCAUGGUGAAAGUCUAAGACUAGGUUGGAAAUCGCCAAGUUUUAGUACAAUGAAGAAUGUGGCCAUGUUACCAGUCCAACUCAACAGUUAUUCAUAAGCUAUCGCUCUGUGGCCACAUGUUGCCUUUUGCUAAGUUACCUGUUUCCAUGGCCCCAGUGAGCCAUAAGGAGGCAUGGAGGAAGAAGAGGCCUGGCCCUCUGGGCUUUCAUCUUGCUGAUCCUUGCCCUUCAGCCAUUGUUUUAGAUGCUCAGCCCCCAGUCCUCACGUUAUAACAUGAUUUGGAGAUUUGGGCAUCGAGUGCUCUUUCAAUGAAGGACUGGUCUCAAUGGACUAAGAGUCUUACACAGUAUAGAUUACAGGGCCUGGAAAAGAGUUAGGGAGCCAGUAGGUGAUUAAUGCCAGACCUAUCAAUCAGAGAAUCCCAAAACUAUUUAUUUCAGCUUAUUUAAUUUGUAGCUGAUGUCGUCUAUUUGUAUGUGGCACCUGGAGAUUUCCGUAGGAUGGAACUAACUUAUUUAUUUUUAAUUUAAAUAUUUCAUGAUGAAGUGUUUGCCUUGCAUAGAAUGUUUUAACUGACCGGUUCAAAUAUAAAUAAAGUAUGCUUUGUUUGUGACACCAAUAAACCACCACAAGAG